AUGGGUCUCUUCAGCACGCCGGCCAAGGUGUACAAGCCGGCGGCGGAGGUGGACCUCGGCCCGGACAGCGGCGAGCACUACAUCAGCCCCAACGUCAAAGCUCCACGCGUCGCCGGGUUCCUGGUGAAGAUGCUGGCGUGGGUGCUCGAGAUUCCCAUCCUCGGCUGGAUCGUGCUCUCUGUCCUCAAGAGGGACAACCUCAUCUACAAGCUCGUCUCGGACGCCGAGAUCCCUGAGCCGCCGCUGUUCACGGCCACCCACACAUGGCAAGCAGCGAUCCCCGAGCAGCAAGUGAGCGUGACGGAGCCCGGCUUGUCGCCGGCGGAGCGCGUGCAGGCGGCCGUCGCCUGCAUCCCAGCUGACCUGGAGCCGCCGGCGGCGGCGCUCGCUGAUGGCCCGUCGUUCAGGCGUUGGACGGUGCGGGACUUCCACAGGGCCUACAGCUCAGGACAGACUACCCCUGUCAUGGUGGCGCGGAGAUUCCUGGCAGCAGUGGAGGAAUGUUCGGGGCCGGAUCUGAACAUGGGCUUGUUCAUCAGCUGCGACCCCGGGGACGUGCUGCGCCAGGCCGACGACUCCACCCGCAGAUACCAGCAAGGGGCACCGCUGUCCGCCAUGGACGGAGUGCUGGUUGCCGUCAAGGACGAGAUUGACUGCCUGCCGUACCCGACCACCGGCGGCACGCGGUGGCUGGGGUCGGCGCGGCGGUGCGUGGCGGACGCGGCGUGCGUGGCGCAGCUGCGCACGUGCGGCGCCGUGAUGGCUGGCAAGGCCAACAUGCACGAGCUCGGCGCUGGCACCAGCGGCAUCAACCCGCACCACGGCUCCACGCGCAACCCCUACAACGUCGGCAGGGUCUCCGGCGGCUCCUCGGGCGGGUCCGCCGCCGCAGUCUGCGCUGGGCUCUGCCCCGUCGCCCUCGGCGCCGACGGAGGCGGGUCCGUGCGCAUGCCGGCGGCGCUCUGCGGCGUCGUCGGGUUCAAGCCGACCGCCGGCCGGCUUUCCAACUCCGGGCUUCUUCCUCUGAACUGGACGGUCGGCAUGCCGGGGAUCCUAGCAGCAACGGUCGAGGACACGCUCAUCGCUUAUGCGGCCAUUGCUGAUCAGUCAAAACCAAGCCCUUUGCAGCAGCCUGAACUGAACCUGCCCAUGCUGACAUGCACGAGGUCCAUGCCUAACAUCAGGCUCGCCAAAUACGCAAAGUGGUUCGACGAUAGUUCAGAGGACAUCAGGAGCCUUUGCGGGAAGGCUCUGCAGAUGCUGCGCACGCACUACGGUUGGGAGAGUGUGGACGUCACAGUCCCGGAGAUCGAAGAGAUGCGGCUGGCGCACUACGUGACCAUGGGCUCAGAGUGCACUGCCUCCCUCGCAAAGUAUCUCGACAACAUGGACAGGUCUGAGAUCGGGUGGGACGUCAGGAUCGCGCUCAGCGCCUACGGAUCCUUCAGCAGCAGAGAUUACCUCAACUCGCAGCGCCUCCGAUGCCGUCAGAUGUACUUCCACGAGAAGAUCUUCGAGACAGCCGACGCCAUCGUCACGCCGAUGACAGGGGUGACGGCGUACGCACUGCAGGACGACGCGUUGAGCACGGGGGAGCUGGACUACAUCAACGGAGCUGCUCUGGUGCGGUACUCGAUCGCGGGGAACUUCCUGGGGCUGCCGGCGAUCACCGUGCCGGUUGGGUACGACAGGGGAGGGCUCCCCGUGGGGCUCCAGUUCAUCGGCCGCCCGUGGUCGGAGGCCAUGCUGCUGCACCUCGCCUACGCCUUGCAGGAGGCGUGCGGCAAGGAGCACAGGAAGAAGCCCAAGGUGCACUACGACCUCCUCAGGAAACAGUAG
This is a messenger RNA of Miscanthus lutarioriparius, 1839 nucleotides long. The record is from the annotation of a GenBank genome assembly. NCBI's taxonomy places the organism in Eukaryota, Viridiplantae, Streptophyta, Magnoliopsida, Poales, Poaceae.